This is a messenger RNA of Balaenoptera acutorostrata (minke whale), 2740 nucleotides long. It is a transcript of the gene TRIM44, whose product is annotated as tripartite motif containing 44. Lineage: Eukaryota; Metazoa; Chordata; Mammalia; Artiodactyla; Balaenopteridae. Gene Ontology annotation, molecular function: zinc ion binding. The coding region runs from base 331 to 1368 and encodes 345 amino acids. The transcript has 5 exons. The record is from RefSeq and is a predicted model, not a curated record.
CGGCACCGCGAUCUCGCCGGGGCAGCGGGGGGCCGAGCGGGCGGCGCGGCGCAGGGGCCGACGGGGGCGCUGGGCGGCUGCGCCGGAAGUGCCCGGGACGCCGGAGGAAGCGCAGCGGCCGCCAGGCUGCCGAGCCGGCGGGGAGGUCCUGUGCUCCUCGGCUGGGCGCGGGCUGCUGGGAACAGGCGGCAGCGGCGCCGAGGCUGCGGGACACGGAGCGACCGGUCUGCGGGACGGGCCCCGGGUGGAGAGGAGGACGCGAGGAGGCCGCGCCGAGGCCAGGCGGCGAGCUCUGAAGCCCGGAGACCCGGGCCGCGGCACAGCUCCCACAUGGCCUCCGGAGGGGGCGCGGCCUUCGAGGAGCUGCCGCACGACGGCACGUGUGAUGAGUGCGAGCCGGACGAGGCUCCGGGAGCCGAGGAAGUGUGCCGGGAAUGCGGCUUCUGCUACUGCCGCCGCCACGCGGAGGCGCACGGGCAGAAGUUCCCCCGGCACCACCUGGCCGAGUACGUCCACGGAGCCGCCCAGGCCUGGACCCCGGGAGCCCGGGGGGAUGGGGCGGGAGAGGAAGAAGUCGAGGCCCAGGUAGAGAACGAGAAGGCCCUAGAAAGCGAGGCGGGGGAAGAGAGCGAGUCCGAGGAAGACUGUGAGUCCGAAGAAGAGAGUCAGACGGAGGAGGAGAGCGAGGACGAGAGUGAUGAAGAGAGUGAGGAAGACAGUGAGGAAGAAAUGGAGGAUGAGCAAGAGAGCGAAGCAGAGGAAGACAACCAGGAGGAAGGAGAAUCAGAGGCGGAGGGAGAAACUGAGGCAGAAAGCGAAUUUGACCCAGAAAUAGAAAUGGAAGCGGAGAGAGUGGCCAAGAGGAAGUGUCCGGACCAUGGGCUCGAUCUGAGUACCUAUUGCCAGGAAGAUAAGCAGCUCAUCUGCGUCCUGUGCCCAGUCAUUGGGGCACACCAGGGCCACCAGCUCUCCACCCUAGACGAAGCCUUCGAAGAACUAAGAAGCAAAGAUUCAGGUGGACUGAAGGCGGCUAUGAUAGAGUUGGUGGAAAGGUUAAAGUUCAAGAGCUCAGACCCUAAAGUAACCCGGGACCAGAUGAAGGUGUUUAUACAGCAGGAAUUUAAGAAAGUUCAAAAAGUGAUUGCUGAUGAGGAGCAGAAGGCCCUUCAUUUAGUGGACAUCCAGGAAGCAAUGGCCACGGCUCAUGUGACUGAGAUACUGGCAGACAUCCAGUCCCAUAUGGAUAGAUUGAUGACUCAGAUGGCCCAAGCCAAGGAACAACUUGAUACCUCUAAUGAAUCAGCUGAGCCAAAGGCAGAGGGCAACGAGGAAGGACCCAGUGGUGCCAGUGAAGAAGAAGACACAUGAAGACCUGCCAUCCCCAGCGGAAAAUCAGCCCUUCCCCUUGUGUGUAUGCGACGGCGUGUAUGUAACGGCUUCUGAUUCCUGUGAAAGCUGCCCAGCGACAAACGUGCUUCCACCAGAUGCCUCCCCAGAUCCACAGCAGGCACAUAGCUCUCCAAGGAAUGACCAGUUUUACUCUUACUGACUGUGCUUCUCAUUCUCUUGUCGUGAUAGGUCAAGGAAAAUGCCCCUUUGAUCAACCAGGAGCAAUUAAAGGGUCCUUCAGGUAAUGCCUCAAUGGCUGCUUUGAACUUACUCAGGAAAGCCGGCCCCUGUCAUAUUGUAUACCCAAACAGUAUCACUUCAUUAAGAAGGAUCUGGAAUAAUCUUGAAGGGCAGUCAGAAUUUGUUUCCCUACCUGCUAAUAAAACCACACUUUAUUCAUAUUGAAGCAUGGAAUAAAUGAGGGAAAAGUAGGGCCGAAUCAACCCACAUAGUUAGUCUCUAAAAGUCCAUUUAAUACGUCUGUGAAAAUGUGGUUUCAUGAAAUAAGAUAGAUGGCUUGAAAACAGAUAAAGAGUUAAAAGUUAGAAAUACAUAGAGAGGUUUUUAGUACAUGCGGUUACCCAGGAUUUCAGAUUCAUAAUUCAGUGCUGUGGAAAUGAAAAAAAAAAAAAAAGAAAGAAAAGAUUGAAGAGAUAGAAAGGAAAUGACUUUUUUUUUUUUUUUUCAAAAAAAAGGGGCCAAAGAGAUCUGAUUAAAAGUUGAAAUCGAAAUCAGUAUUUCUGAACUCAAAUUGCCUAAGUUUCCAAAAUAGUCACUAAAGGAUCUGAUGGAACCUGAAUUAUUUGAGUGGAUUCUGAGGUUUUAUGGGUCUUGUCACAGCAUGAAAGUCUGGAAUGUGUAUUACAAAUGGGAAUUUUCAGUGUAGGUUUUGCUCCCCCUCCCCCAGCUUAGCCUAAUUUGGCUUCAAUGCAGUGUGGGGAGAAUUCUUGGCCCUCUGUGGUGUGUUGAAUCGAGCUCCAUCUCCUGGCAGAUAUACCUUCCUUUUACUCCAGCGGGGACCCCUCUUCCCCUGGCUCUCCCCACCUCCAGGUCAUCUCCCACGCGCUGGCUCUCUCCUCUUAAGUAGCGUGAGCAGACUCACCGUGGUUGGACUCUGGUCUUUCCCCACUCCCAAAGCACAUUUCCUUACAACCAAGUUUUUUACUCCUAAAUAAGCAAUGAUGUACUAGGGAAUACAAAACUGCAAACUAAAAAACAUGCGUCUUCUGAAACAGCAGUUUUACUUAACAAAUGGUUUGGAGUCAGGGAAUGACAUUAUUUUUAGAUAAAACAAACACAGUUAUAUUAUGAAAUAGAAUGUUUGUAUAUAUAAACAGUAAAGAUAAAAUAG